Messenger RNA from Apiotrichum porosum, 1455 nucleotides. RefSeq lists its product as uncharacterized. Lineage: Eukaryota; Fungi; Basidiomycota; Tremellomycetes; Trichosporonales; Trichosporonaceae. The record is from RefSeq and is a predicted model, not a curated record. The transcript is spliced from 3 exons. Gene Ontology annotation, molecular function: metalloexopeptidase activity. Gene Ontology annotation, biological process: proteolysis. Bases 1 to 1455 code for a protein of 484 amino acids.
AUGUUGCCAUUCCUGCCCUUUAUCCCCACGGCGGCGGCGGCUCUCACCCCGCCUCUCCUGCUCCUCACCCCCAACGCUCCCUCGGCCUCCCUCCCGGCGUGCCUCCAGUCGGCCUACCACGGCACCUAUGCCGGCGAGAGCGUCUAUCUGCCUUCCAACGAGUGCGCGUCGUCUGCGUCGUCGUUUCUCGACGCGGGCUCCAUCGUGCCCCUCUCCUCCCACAGCGACGAGGCACACCUCGUCUGGGUCGGUGCGGCCGGUAUCGAAGGUGUGGGUUUGCGCGCCGACGUCGCCGCCGUGUGGGACGUGAUCACCACGGCGGCCACGGUCUCGUUCGCCGACGCGGCCAUCCUCGCCGGCCAGCAGUCUGAACAGGUGGCCUUUUCGUCGCCGGCCCACUCUCCCGCCGUGGCCCCCACGCUCGUGCACGCGUCCCAGUCGGGUCUCUUCCUCUCGGUCCCAGCCUCGACUCUGGGCGUGCUCGACACCCUCCUCCCGCGCGGAUACGUCCCCGUGGGCAUCCCGGCCGAGCCCUUGCCCUUCAACUAUGACAUUCCUGUAAAGUACGCCGAGCACCUCGCCAACGUCACCAAGGGUCUCCGCUUCGACCCCACUGUCAACGAGAUUGUCGAGAGCAUCAGCGCCAGCCAGAUCCGUGCCGACGUCCGCUGGCUCACGGGCGAGGACUCUGAGAUUAUCACCCGCCACAGUUUCACCGAGGGAGCGCGCAUUGCUGCCCAGUGGAUCAAGGAGAAGAUGGAGACCACUGGCGCGUCGUGCGAGCUGUUCCCGUUCCUCGAGGGCUUCGCCCCGGACGUCAUCUGCGAGUACCCGUCUGUCUCGGACAGCGAGGAGCGCGUGAUCCUGUCGGGCCACUACGACAGCCGCGGCUCGUUUGGCAACACGCGCGCGCCCGGCGGCGACGACGACGGGUCUGGCUCGGCGCACGUCCUGGCCGUGGGCCACGCGAUCAAGGAGCACGGCGUCAAGUUUGACAAAAAGGUCACGCUCUGCUUCUUUGCCGGCGAGGAGCAAGGUCUCUGGGGCUCGCACUACUACGCCAAGCACCUCGCCGAGACCAACGCCACGGUCAUCCUCCAGAUCCAGGCCGACAUGCUCGCCUACCGCGUCCCCGGCGAGCCCCUCCAGCUCGGCCUGCCCGCGACCAUUGAGCUCGCCGAGGCGUCCUACCUCGUCGCCAACCUGUCGGCGCUGUACGCGCCCGAGCUCGUGGUCGGCCGCACGGCCGCCUGCUGCUCGGACCACCAGAGCUUCCUCUCGUACAACUUCCCCGCCACACAGGUGUUUGAGCGUAACGGCUGGAUCGCCGACCCCAUGUACCACAACUCGGGCGACCUGAGCGACCGCGAGGGCUACGACUUUGAGCAGAUCCAGAGCAUCGCAAAGGUCACCCUGGCUGCCGUGCUCGAGGUCGGUGGCUGGAGCCAUUUAUAG